Messenger RNA from Rotaria sp. Silwood2, 996 nucleotides. The record is from the annotation of a GenBank genome assembly. Lineage: Eukaryota; Metazoa; Rotifera; Eurotatoria; Philodinida; Philodinidae.
AUGAAACAAACAUUGGCAAUUAAAAAAAAACAUAUUGAAAAACAUAUAAAUAAUUGUCAAUCACGUUUACCAUCAACUGAAUUAAUUGAUAAUAAUAUUAUUAAAUUAACAAGCUCUGAUAGAUUUUUUAAUUCAAGUUCAUUACUUGAUUCAACUUGGUUAAAAGGUAAAAUAAUCAAUAAUGAAUAUCGUCAAGCAAUUAAACAUAUUAAUCGACGUAUUGGUCAAUCAUUAACUGGUACAUUAAAUAAUCUUCCAAUAAAUCAAAUAUCAAUAACUCAAUUUACUAUAUUAGCUAUUGAAGAAUUACAUGCUAAAUAUGCAGGACAUAUGAAUAAAUUUGAACAAAAAAUCGUUUUAAAUGAAUCAUUAGAAGAAAAAAGUAAGAUAUUUGAAAAUCAAUCAAUAACUUGUAUUGAAGAUUUCUCAAAUGAAAUUUUUUAUGAAAUUUUUGAUUAUUUCAAUGGUUAUGAAAUAAUUGAAAAAUUUUCCAAUCUUAAUUCUCAAUUUGAUAAACUUCUUUAUUCUUCAUCAAUUUUAAUUAAAACUCAUUUUUUUUUAUUUCAUUAUCAAGAAAAAAUAAUAAACACAUUUAAUAAAUUAGAAAUAUUUUCAACUAAAAUAUAUUCAAAUUUGAAAAUUUUAUCUAUUAGUUUUUCAAAAAAUAUUGAUUUGCUUGAUGCUCAUCAAUGGGAAAUAAUUAUUUUAAAUUAUUAUCCUCAAUUAGAAAAAUUCUAUUUGAAUUAUUAUGAAUCUAUAAAUAAUGACAAUCAAUAUCCAAUUUAUUCUGGAAAAAUAAAUGAAUUUUCAUCAACAUUUUGGAUUGAACGAACAUGGAUAUUUUAUGUUGAAAUUAACUUUCUCAAUAUUGAAUAUAAAAUUCGUCCAUACAAUAAAAAAUGGUAUGAUGAUAGAAAUAAUAAUAUAAUUAAUUAUUUUACUAAUUUGACAUUAAACGGUGGUCGGAAAUUUUUCGGACAAAAUGUUCAAAGCUGA